Molecule: messenger RNA, 783 nt
Organism: Trypanosoma grayi
Lineage: Eukaryota; Euglenozoa; Kinetoplastea; Trypanosomatida; Trypanosomatidae
Product: dolicholphosphate-mannose synthase
Exons: 1
Coding region: 1-783 (260 amino acids)
Biological process (GO): GPI anchor biosynthetic process; protein O-linked glycosylation via mannose
Cellular component (GO): endoplasmic reticulum membrane
Molecular function (GO): dolichyl-phosphate beta-D-mannosyltransferase activity
Source: RefSeq, a predicted model, not a curated record
AUGCCCAUCAGGUACUCUAUAGUUGUUCCAGCGUACAAGGAGUGCGGAAACUUGGAGGCGCUCACGAAGCAGGUGUUUGACGCGGUAGGGGAUGCUGGAUUCUCUAAGAAUGAUGUUGAGCUGCUCAUCAUUGAUGACAACUCGAGGGAUGGCUCUGUCGAAGUUGUGAAAAAACUCCAGGCAGAUGGCUACGGAGUUCGAAUCGAGGUCCGAACCACGGAGCGCGGCCUGAGCAGCGCUGUGAUUCACGGCAUUACCAUCGCGAGUGGGACGUUCGUUCUUGUUAUGGACGCCGACCUGCAGCACCCACCUAAGGCGGUUCCGCGUCUUUUGAGCGCACUUGAAAGACCGGACGUUGAGUUCGUGUGUGGCACUCGCUACGGCGCGGGUGUAGCCAUUGACCGCGACUGGCCUCUCCACCGCCGAGUCAUUUCCUGGGGCGCACGUGUGCUUGCUCGCCCACUCACACCACUCACCGAUCCUAUGUCUGGCUUUUUCGGAUUGCGCAAGGAUGUUUUCCAGCGAGGCGUCGAGGUGCUGAGCCCUAUUGGCUACAAAAUAGCAUUGGAACUUUUCGUUAAGUGUCGCGUGCGGAAGUAUGAAGAGGUUGGGUUUAACUUCGCGGCUCGAACGGUCGGAGAGAGUAAGUUAACCGGGAAGGUUAUUGUUCACUAUCUGAAACACCUACGUGCAUUGUAUGUCUAUACUUACGGUGUCUGGAUUGUGAUUGUGCUUGCAGGUAUACUGCUUAUUGUUCUUUGGCUCAUGAAAAUCAUGCUGUAG